Ornithodoros turicata is the source of this 6554-nucleotide messenger RNA. RefSeq names its product zinc finger protein ush-like (gene ush). The record is from RefSeq and is a predicted model, not a curated record. NCBI's taxonomy places the organism in Eukaryota, Metazoa, Arthropoda, Arachnida, Ixodida, Argasidae. The coding region runs from base 281 to 3871 and encodes 1196 amino acids. The transcript is spliced from 7 exons. Gene Ontology annotation, biological process: heart development; positive regulation of transcription by RNA polymerase II; negative regulation of transcription by RNA polymerase II. Gene Ontology annotation, molecular function: RNA polymerase II-specific DNA-binding transcription factor binding. Gene Ontology annotation, cellular component: nucleus.
AAGCCAGAAGUAGCUCGUGGUUUGUGGAUGACGCCGCACGGGCGUAUCGUUGAUGUACAAGAGUUCGUUUCCUGCGCUUCGAUCUCUGCCAACUGUUUUCAGUGUGUGUUGCUGUUGUUUGAUCUCAGUGUGAGUUUGGCGCCGUCCAUGUGAAGAGACGCAAGUACUGAGUGAACGAAGGAUGUUGGCAUUUCAGUGAUUGUGCGACGACGUUUUGCGAUCUCGUGCGCACGGUGCACCAAGGCUGCGUGUAGUGCGUGCCCCCGUGUGCCGGACGCCCAUGUCCAGGAGGAAGCAAUCCAACCCCAAGCCCCUAAAACGCAAAGCCGAUGAAGAACUGGAGGAACUGGCCGCAUCGUUGCAACUACCUUGUGAUGUGCUAACACUGAAAGAGGGCGCAGAGCCCUCAGCGGAUGUCACCGUGUUCGCCAAGGUCUCGCUUCGGGAUGGCACACUCUUUGGACCGUACGCCGCCUCCCUGGUGUCAAGUUUUGUCGAUGGCGCUGCCCAUAUCGCGGUGCAUGAUGCUGAAGGAAGGCUGCUUUACCUGCGGUUAAAAGAAGCAGCGGGAAGUUGGCUGAAAGCGAUUCGAUUGGUUGACAAACAAGAUGGAGCGAACGCCGCCCUCUGCCUGGAAGGUGGUGAAGUGUGGUGUAAUCUGACAAGAGAUGUCCCCGAAGACUCAGAGCUACUUGCCUUCUUCAAGUUCUCCAUCCACACCAGCACUACGCAGAAUGGUGUGACUAGCCACGAGGACAAGGAAGCGAUCGACUCGACUCGUUAUGAGGGGAUAAAACGCUGCCCUGAGGAAACGCAGCAUGGAGGCGGCGACUGCGACUUAGGAAAAGCGGGAAGUAGUGAGAAUGCCCAAGAGGAGGGAACAUUGGGGCAGUGCAAUGGGUCUGUUACGUCAGUUCGCCACGGCGCUGGAUCAUGCCAUGACAGUGACGACGCCACCCAGAGAUCAGGCACUGUAAUGUCUCCCAGUGUCAUGCAGCCAGACAGGACUGGGACACCCCUUGAUGUCAAACAAGAAGCGUCCAGUCCACCUGCCGCUCAAGGAGGUCAGUUGUCCGAAGAAUCAACAUGUGACGAUCAAGAAGGUGAAUCCACUGGAAAACUGGCUAGAGUAUUAAAGAAAUUUGAAUAUGUCAACGGCUACAGUAGUCUGGCUACCUGUACUGUCUUGCAAGCCCCAGUUGUUCAACAUGGAUGCGAGUGCACCAUGUGCGGAAUUCAAUUCAGCAGCAUGAAAACGCUGAAAGCUCACCAGACUUAUUACUGUACUAGGCGAUUGGAGAAAACAACCCUAGAAGGAGCCUCUUCGAGUUCAACAGACACCAUUGCAGCGACUGCUUCGCCCGUAUCUGGAAUGACUGCCAAUGAAAACGGCGAAACAAGCAGCGACGCCACGGGUGCACCAAAGCGGCCACGACGGGACGAUGGAUCUCCUCAUAGCUCGGAUACGUCUUCAACGCCCAGCAAGUCACCCAAAGGUGGAAGGUGCUAUCAAUGUCCCUUCUGCGCGUACGCAUACGACCGCAAAGGCAGCCUGACACGUCACCUUCGCCUGCACGGGUCACCACCUCCGGGCACGGAAAGUCCAGCUGGAUCAGACGACGUUCCUCUCACUACUCCACCUAUAGCACGAUACUGUUCUAACUGUGACAUUCAGUUUAGUUCCUACAAGACGUUCAUGGUGCACAAGCAGUACUACUGUAAUACACGGCAUGUGCAGAAGCAAACUCCACCAGUUAACCAACCUCUUCCACCUCCCGUGGAACAGAAUUCGAGUGGUGUUCUACUGAACCAGCCAUUGUUUGCAGCCAUUUCAACGAACCCCUUGAUCCUCGUUCCCUGCUCUUACAUUCCCGGGAAUGGGUUGGUCCCAAACACUACUGCUGGUGUUAUCCAGCCGACCAGCUUCAUUCAGCCAGGGUCGGUGGACACGACAGGAGCGCUUCUCUGCCCUCCUGUUGUAGCAACUGCAGAAGAGACCAAGCAAGAAGAGCAAAGGAUAGCUACGGAAAAGGAGACCAUGAGUCAGGAUGGCGCCACGUCAUCUGGUAAAGCACCUGGUUCAAAGUCUGCUUCACCAAGUAGUCUAAAACAAGAAAAAAUAGAAGGAUCAGAAACACCAUUAGAUCUUAGUCUCCGACGAUCGGGUGAUGAAGACUCACCAGCUCGUUCACCAAGACCAGCAUCAGCAGCUGGUUCUUCUCAAACCGUGCAAGGCACAGCCAGUGCGCCACUUCUUGCAGGUGGGCCGCCUUCAUCAAUUAUGAUGUCUGCAUUAGAAACAGCAACAGUCCCACUGACUUUGGUUCAUGACCAAGUGGUUGUCAAGCAGGGCACAUCACGGUGCCGUGAAUGCAAUAUCGUGUUCUACAAACAUGAAAACUACGUCGCACACAAACGACACUACUGCGCUUCUCGACAGCAAAAGCUAAAUCGUCUUGCUACAUCGUCUUCGUCAGGCGAUGAAUGUUCAAGGGACGACAUGGUGUCGGUGAAAGUUUCCUCUCCUGUUGCAUCAAAUAUGUCUCCAAAUGCGCCGCGAGUAGCAACUCCAGGUUCUGACACAGCUGCUACUAGACCUUCUCCUGUAGCGUCUGGGUCGCCUCCAGUUCCUCAUCCAAUGUACCAGUUCUACUGCUUGGCAUGCGGAAUAAAGUUCACAUCCCUCAGCAACCUGCAAGCCCACCAGACGUACUACUGCCCCAAAAGAGACAUUCUCAAAGGCCAAGUGGGAGUUGCUGCUGUUACGCGACCGACAGAGUUCACGUGUCCACGGUGUAGGUCGACAUAUCCCACAGAAGAAGCUCUCAAGACUCAUCCGUGCAUAGCACUACGAAAGUGCCCAUACUGUGACGUGUUUUGCCCCACGCAAAGCGCUGCUCAGCGUCACCUCGUGACCCACACUGGUGUCAAGGCGUUUCGGUGUGCUAUUUGUGGUUAUAAAGGUCAUACGCUGAGAGGAAUGCGUACCCACGUCAGGAUUCACCUUGAAAAGAGCACCCAAGCGCAGGAAGAAGCCUAUAUUGUUUGUGUUGGAGAUGACGGCAAUGUAAUAUGCCCCCCCUCAGGCAAUGGAGCUGUCCUCUUGACUUCCUCUGGCAAAAUUCCGUCGCCCGUAGAAACAGAAGAUUCCAAGUCGAACAGAACAACACCUUGCCGUGUUCCACUUUCGCCGACAGAAGACAGCCAACAAACAGUAUCAGCGCGAUCUGCGAGUCCUCCGUUGGCUUCAGCUGUUGUGGAAGAGUCAGUUUCCUCAAGAAGCCCUGAUAUUGCACAGCACACUACAGCAUCUAGCAAUCCAUCGACUGGAGAAGUUCUUCAUUGGUGCAGUUUCUGUGGGUAUUCUUCCUCGUACAAAGGCAACGUCGUCCGGCAUGUAAAGUUGGUUCACCGCGACCUGCUGGUUUCCGCGUCAGCAGGAGCCACGUCAGCUGCUGAAGACAGAGGGAAACGUCCAGCUGAUACGCCACCGUCAGCCGCGGCAACUAAAGUAAAGAUCGAAGCAGUAUCAGAUACUGAAUCAACCGGUGAUCCCAAUGCUAUAGCUGAAGUUGAUAUGCGCCCAGUAUCACCUUCAUCUGAGCAAAACGCUAACCCGCCUCAGGGCAGCAGGACUGCUGAAUCUCCACAGCCGCAGCAAUCUUCGUGUGCUGCGUCUAAGAAACCGGUAUUAGGUCCCAAGUACUGCAAGGCCUGUGACAUCUCAUUCAACUACCUUUCCACCUUCAUUGCUCACAAGAAGUAUUACUGCUCCUCGCAUACUUCCGAAGGGCUUGAAGGCGGUAGUAGUUCAGGAUGUGCUGUAUCUCAGCAACCUGAAUCAAAUUCUGUAACAACACCAGUGCAAUAGUUUUCUGUUACUAUAACUUCAGUUCAAUUAAUGUAUGUGUUCCGCAGUAGUGGUGUGGUCGAUUCACCGAUUGCCGCUUUCUCUCGAGCACGUCCUGAGGCGCGAUAUUAUUUGUGCAAUGACGUCUAGUGUAGGUUUGGAUAGCAGCGGGAAAGGCAAUGUACAUAUCGCAGCACACAUGCAUGCUAUUCCACUGCUGGUGUCCAAGUCCGCAACGCACUGAUGCCUCGUGUUCCAGAUGAAAGACGGUCGAGUUAUUGGAAUGUUAACGAAAGGAGAGUUCUUGUGCACGACUCAUAACCUGUACGAACUGCACAUGGUGCGAGGGUUUUAGUACUAGAGGUUGAUGACAUGGAGUAUGUCCAAAUGUACUCAAAGACUGCAAAUAACUGGGGUACAUGUGAAGACAAGUUAUACAAAGCAUUCGAGUUGUAGGGAAAAUGCGAAGAAAUACCAUCCGCGGUCACCGUACAAUCCAAGAUGAGUAGAAAUUAUUUGAGAAAUCAAUAGGCGACGACUAUGACGGAAAAGUACGACGGCGGGUGUUUUUCGAAGGGUGGUCACGAACGGAAAUUUUCACGGCAAUCCGUCAAAGUUCUGUUCGCUGUACAUGUCACAAGCAGUUCUAUGGAGCUUCCGAAGCGGUGCUUCACAGCGUGCUCUAGAAAAUGAAGUCAAUCCAGCCACUUGCCCAUUUAGCCAGCAUUUAGGAGUGAGGGACUGCGCUGGUGUCAACGGAAGUUGACUUGCACAACAUAUAUGCUCGCAUGUUACAUAAUAUCCUCCACUACAAAACAUAUUCAGCCAAUCCCUCAUUUGCUGUCUCCCACUCAUUUGGCCAAGGCGACAGUGCAGUUUUUAUCCAGUAAUCUACUAUCCCAGUGAGAAAAUUUUAAAGUUUGCGGUUCAGGUCUUGGAUUGCCCGCGUCUGGAUUUAUGAAACUCGAACCUCCUCCUGUGUUCACCUCCAUUUAAGAACACUUGUCCCUCAGCUGGACUGUGGCUGUGCAAUUUCGAAGUUGGCCACUGCGCGAAUGCACCUUACUUCUUGCUGUUACCAAGACACGGAUAUUUUGUGGACGGGCACUGUGCAGUGAAAUUGAUGAAUUUGUGAAGAAAUCUUGGCUACAAUAACUGUGCAAAUACUUGUGCUAAAAUUGCACUCUUUUCUUGUGCACAACAUUGUGGACGGCAAGUUUUGCGCGUAUACAGGGUAAUUUUAACCCGUUGAAUGCUUUGUCAAAUAGUGGCGGAAAUAUUUCUUCGAGAUCAACAAAUUUCUCCUGCAUGCGUACUUCAGUAAGAUUGAGUACCGCUUCACGGCAGCUAACACGGUGUAGUUCCCUGUAAGCUUUUCGUUCCUUCAGUGAUUCCUGUACGACCUAAAAUGCUACGCCUGAUAUCUGUUUUGCAUGUAUCAACUACAGGACUGUUUUGCAGAGACGUAUGUUUGACGGGAGUCUCCAAAUGAUGAUGUUGGUUUUCUUUUUUCACUAUAUCUGUGUUCAACCUAAUAACGUCUCGAAAUGUAAUCUGUCAAACAAGACAGAGUUAUUAUACUUUAGUGCCACUAGGUGUCGCCUAUAGCGCUACUAUGGUUUCGGCGUCGGUGUACUACUUAAUGUAGUGACGUCGUGAUGUAGAGGGAUGCAGCUUGCUAUUGCAGCCAAUAUGAACCAGUGGUGGGCGGGGCUAAAAUUCGCCGUUCUUAGGUUGAGCAUGACUAUAGUCAUAUUAGGCUUAAGUUUUUUACGCUCCUAACGAUACCUUUCCGACACCUAACGGGAACUUUUUGUUAGCUUCAUCACUGUAAAAACAUGUAAUUCCUAACACUUGCCUCGCAUGAUGGAAAGUUUAUGAAGGAACUUUUCUCCUGUGUUUGACAGAGCGUUCAGACUUUCUAAUAUCACCUUGUAUAUUGUAUAUCCCUGUGUGCGUGCAUUUGGAAGAAUAGCAUGAGCAUAGCAAGUGCAUGAAAUCGGCAUUCCACCAGUGAUUGCUAUAUAUAUGUAAAUUGUACGCCUUUCCUGUUAAUGUAGAUCCGCGUCUUUCCGUGCAUUCUACGCGAUCCAAGAUAUUUCCAAACGCAUUUAUUUUUAUUCAAGAAUCCUUAUGAAGGAACUAUCAUGCAUUUUCCUUUAGGCUUUUAUAUUUCCAUUCCAUUAAAGAAGCGUGAAGGAGUUUGUACAAGCUUAUUACCAGUUUCCUUGACCUUGAAACGAAAGUGGCAUUUAAUGUUUUCUGUAAACAAUGUUUUAGAGCGUUGGCUUCCCCCCUUAAAUUAUUCGCGUUACAAAGCCAAGCGUAUAUAGGUAUGUUCUCAGCAUAGCUAGUCAGUGCUGUGAAAUAAUAGUGUCCUUUGCUGUCGGGCGCACCCGAUCCUUUAUAGCAAAGGGAAAAUGUGUCAGUGCAACGACAUACCGUUCUGUACAUAUGUGGGUGUGUUAUCUAAAUGCACAUGGAAGGAACUUGUAUUACCACGCUUAGUGGGUGUGCGAUUGUCUAUUCUCUCUCUACUAUUUGAUGUCUUCCAGAAGCUAGUCUGAAUGAAGAAGUGUAUAAUAUGUGUUGUAGCCAAAGUUAAUUUGCGUUUGCAGUGAAACACGAUAGACUGUGGUGAUAUGUGCUUUCUCAUAAUAAAGCACACGAAAGAAACAUUAUUAAAGUUAAAUUGCACAAGCAA